AUGCCAUUUUACAGUGCAGAUGGUUCAGUAGCUAAGCCGUAUAUGAUUGGUAUUGCAGGCGGUAGUGCCAGUGGAAAAACUAGUGUUGCUGAACGCAUCUUGAAAAACUUAAACGUGCCUUGGGUUAUUAUUAUUUCUAUGGAUUCGUUUUACAAUAUAUUAUCACCCGAAAACAGUAAACUAGCGCAUCAAAAUCGGUUUGAUUUCGAUCACCCUUCAGCGUUCGAUCAUGACUUAUUAUUUGAAACCUUGACGAAAUUAAGAGAAGGAAAAUCAGUCAAUGUACCUAUCUACAAUUUUAGUACUCACUCACGAGAGGAAAAAACGACUACAAUUUAUGGGGCAAACGUUAUUAUUUUCGAAGGCAUUUUUGCAUUAUACGAUAAGAGAAUUAGAGACAUGAUGGAUGUGAAAAUUUUUGUAGAUACAGACCCUGAUAUUCAAUUGGCAAGAAGAUUACAAAGAGACAUUCUUAUGCGUGGACGCGACGUUACAGGUGUGCUAGAUCAAUAUACACGAUUCGUCAAGCCAUCUUUCGAUAACUAUGUUAGACCUACAAUGAAAUUUGCCGAUGUUAUUAUACCAAGAGGUUUAGAAAAUGCCAUUGCGAUUGACCUUAUGACAAAGCAUAUCCAGAGUCAACUUCAAGAAAGCAUGUUUAGUUUCCGUUGGGGGCUUCUGGAUACUCCUCUCAGCGACCAUUUACCCGAAUCAGUUCACGUCUUACCAACUACAAAUCAGAUUAAAGGCGUUCAUACCAUUUUAAGGGAUCGUAAUACCGACAGAGACGAAUUUGUAUUUUAUGCAGACAGGCUAGCUGUUCUGUUGAUAGAACAUGCUGUCAGCUGCCUUCCUUCUCAGCCAAUAGAUGUUCUCACACCCACACAUGAUGUAUAUAAAGGGUUGAAGUUCAGUCAGAAAAUAUGUGGUGUAUCCAUUUUACGUGCCGGCGGUACAAUGGAAGCUGGUUUAAAACGUGUAUUUUCCGAUGCAGUCUUUGGCAAGUUGUUAAUCCAGACAAAUCCCAAUACAGGGGAACCAGAGCUACAUUAUUGUAAAUUACCCAAAGAAAUUGGUGAUUACGAUAUUAUGCUGAUGGAUGCCACUGUGGGCACAGGUGCAGCUGCCCUUAUGGCUAUUCGUGUAUUAUUAGAUCAUGAAGUGCCAGAAGAACGUAUCAUUUUUGUAUGCUUCCUCGCGUCACGAAUCGGUUUAACGGUGAUUACGAAUGCUUUUCCUCGUAUCAAGAUUGUAACUUCUAUGGUGGAUCCUGACUUCAACAGAGAAAAGCUAUGGAUCGAACCUGGCAUUGGUAAUUUUGGAGAUCGUUACUUUGGCACAGAAGAAGAGUAA
Messenger RNA from Mycotypha africana, 1353 nucleotides. Its product is annotated as uridine kinase. The record is from RefSeq and is a predicted model, not a curated record. Lineage: Eukaryota; Fungi; Mucoromycota; Mucoromycetes; Mucorales; Mycotyphaceae. Gene Ontology annotation, cellular component: cytoplasm. Bases 1 to 1353 code for a protein of 450 amino acids. The transcript has 12 exons. Gene Ontology annotation, molecular function: kinase activity; ATP binding.